AUGGUCAUAAUGCACUCCCGUGCACCUCUUGCCGCACUGCUCCAUGUAUAUUGCAAGCACUACUGUCAGGUGCUGCUCUGCGCCCUUGUUGCUGUGCUGUUGGUGCUGCUGGCCCUUGUUCCAGCGAACACCGGCACACCUGUGCAGAAGAUGCUUACCAGCCCGAUGCAGGGCGGUGCGUGGGUGCGCUCGCCAACGGCGGCCCCAAGGGUUGUAUUUGUUGUUGCUCAGACAGGCUACUCCCCCGGCUGGUGCAGGAUGAUGCUGAGCGCUAUUGUCUCCCGCGUGUCGGUCGUAUCGAUUGGCUUUGGGGGAAAUUACAGCCACACUGUCCGUAUAUCUUGGCUGCUGAACUACAUGGAGGAGGCGGGCCUGCGGGACGAGGACGUGGUGGUGAUGUUCGACGGCGGUGACACUUUUUUCACCAGGCCCCUUUGGGCAAAAGAGGCAGUGAAGGACUUUUUGGCAAAAACGGCGCCCAGCGCAGACGCCUUCAACGCCACGGCGGUGCAUCGAGGUGAGGCAAGUGCCCCCAUGCUCUUCUCGACGGAGCCAAAGUGUUGGGCACCGCAGGUAGACCUCGUGGUCCCGUCUGGACCCGAAGAGCAGUACGAGCGGUGCCGUUGGUUUUACGAACGCCUGUGGAAGGUCGCGAACUCUUCUGCAGACCAGCGCUUGGUGCAAUCGCCGCCUUCGGGGUUUCGCUACCUCACUGCUGGAUUAAUGGUGGGGCGUGUGUGGGCGAUUCGAGAGGCGUUCAAGGCCUACGCGAGCCUUUUGGCGAAGAGUGAUAAGUGGUGGUGCGACCAGACCAUCUGGGCGCUGUUGUUUGUGUGGAGCGUAACUCAGGACCCCGUUGUGGAUCCCGCCCUUCGCACGCGGUACGGCCUUCUGAGCCUUGACUACAACAACUCCUUCCUUCUCAUUCCGCGCUACACGCCUUUUGGGUCUCCGGCGAUUAUUCAUUUUGCCGGUCCGAUUUAUAUUUGGUGGAGGCUAUUGCCAAUUUAUCUGAACUACACAGACUGGUUUCAACCGCUGCGACAAUCCCCCACCUUUGCUCAGGAGGCGAGGGACUUACUGCAAACAACCACUGUGGCAGUGUUCGACGUCAAGGGGCGCGAAAGUGCAACCCGCUUCUCUGACGUCUGCUCGUUGAAGGACGUUCUCGACCCCCAAUGGCUCUCCCGGACGCUGGAGAAGGUGCCUGGGAUGUAG
Messenger RNA from Trypanosoma conorhini, 1218 nucleotides. RefSeq names its product expression site-associated gene (ESAG-like) protein. NCBI's taxonomy places the organism in Eukaryota, Euglenozoa, Kinetoplastea, Trypanosomatida, Trypanosomatidae. The record is from RefSeq and is a predicted model, not a curated record. The transcript has a single exon. The coding region runs from base 1 to 1218 and encodes 405 amino acids.